AUGCUUCCUCUCUUCUUCAAAGUACUUCCUCUCUUCAUCAAGAUGCUUCCUCUCUUGAUCAAGGUGCUUCCUCUCUUCAUCAAGAUGCUUCCUCUCUUCAUCAAGAUGCUUCCUCUCUUCUUCAAAGUACUUCCUCUCUUCAUCAAGAUGCUUCCUCUCUUCAUCAAGGUGCUUCCUCUCUUCUUCAAAGUACUUCCUCUCUUCAUCAAGAUGCUUCCUCUCUUCUUCAAAGUACUUCCUCUCUUCAUCAAGUGCUUCCUCUCUUCAAGAUGCUUCCUCUCUUGA
Molecule: messenger RNA, 285 nt
Organism: Trichomonas vaginalis G3
Lineage: Eukaryota; Parabasalia; Trichomonadida; Trichomonadidae
Product: SLEI family protein family
Exons: 1
Coding region: 1-285 (94 amino acids)
Source: RefSeq, a predicted model, not a curated record